UGUCAUCUCAUCUUCUUCCCCAAGUGGAUCAUUCACGAGACUUUCACACGCCACUUAUCGUUUCCCGUGAGCCCCACCGCCGCGACUUGGCUUUUAAUUGCGGUUAGACGACCACCGUCGCUUUCACAUCCUCGGAAUCUCCGUUUCGGAAAAUGAUGGGCUCAGAGAAUGACGACGAGGCCCAUCUUCACGCCUCCACGGAGGAUAUGGAGAAUCUCUUCCUCCGCGAUGAUGUCGAUCCCUUGGCGACUAGCGAUGUCAACGGCGAUAAAUCCAACUCCGGUUCGCGCCACCUGCUCUCUCCACCGCCGAUUACCGUCACUCCGGCCGAUUCCGAUCCACUCUCCGCGCCGCCUCGAUCGAAACCAAACGGCGGCGGCGGCGACAGCAGGUCCUACAUCGAGCCGCCGUCAUACGCAGACGUGAUCUUCAGCCCUUUCGACGAUAACUCCGAGAUCAACGGCUCAGACGAAGGAAGUCAUCACUCCUCAGAUUCCCUCUCUAGAUCUCCCUCCUCUUCCUCCACCACCUCCGAUUACAUCAAGAUCACAGUCUCCAGCCCUCAGAAAGAGCAAGACUCUUCAACAACCUCAAUCAUCUCCGCGGGAAGCGCUUACAUCACCUACCUGAUCACAACCAAAACCAACCUCCCCGACUACGGAUCCGGAUCCGGAUCCGAGUUCAGCGUGCGGAGGAGGUUCAGAGACGUGGUCACGCUGGCGGAUCGUUUAGCCGAGUCUUACAGAGGCUUCUGCAUCCCACCGAGGCCUGACAAGAGCGUGGUGGAGAGCCAGGUGAUGCAGAGGCAAGAGUUCGUCGAGCAGAGGCGAGUCGCCUUGGAGAAGUACUUGCGCAGGCUCGCCGCGCAUCCAGUGAUUAGGAAGAGCGAUGAGGUGAGGGUGUUUCUUCAGGUGGAAGGGAAGUUGCCGCUGCUGGCGAGCGCUGACGUGGCGUCUAGGAUGCUGGAUGGGGCCGUGAAGCUGCCUAAACAGUUGUUUGGUGGUGAAGGAGGAGGAGGAGUUUCUGUUGUUGAGGUGGCUCAGCCGGCUAGAGGCGGUAGAGAUUUGCUGAGGUUGUUUAAAGAGCUUAGACAGUCUGUGUCUAAUGACUGGGGUGGGUCUAAGCCAGCUGUUGUGGAAGAAGAUAAAGAGUUUUUGGAGAAGAAGGAGAAGAUGCUUGAUCUUGAGCGAGAGAUUGUUAAUGCUUCACAGCAGGCUGAAACACUAGUGAAGGCACAGCAAGAGAUGGGGGAGACUAUGGGGGAAUUGGGAUUAGCGUUCAUCAAGCUGACGAAAUUCGAGAACGAAGAAGCUGUCUUCAAUUCUCAGAGAGCUCGUGCCAACGAUAUGAAGAAUUUAGCUACUGCAGCUGUAAAAGCAAGCAGGUUUUACAGAGAGUUGAAUUCUCAGACGGUCAAGCAUUUGGAUACACUCCAUGAUUACCUUGGCCUAAUGAUGGCGGUCCAGGGGGCGUUUGCAGAUAGAUCUAGUGCUUUACUGACUGUGCAGACGCUUUUGUCUGAGCUUUCUUCACUGGAAGGAAGAGCAGAGAAGCUGGAAGCUGCGUCGUCAAAGGUAUUUGGGGGAGACAAGUCAAGGAUUAAGAAGAUAGAAGAGAUAAAAGAAACAAUCAGGAACACUGAGGACGCCAAGAAUGUAGCCAUCAGGGAGUACGAGCGGAUCAAGGAAAAUAACUGGAGCGAGGUUGAAAGGCUAGACAGAGAGAGGCGUGCAGACUUCUUGAAUAUGAUGAAGGGGUUUGUUGUUAACCAGGUUGGAUAUGCAGAGAAGAUCGCCAGUGUGUGGACAAAGGCUGCAGAGGAGACUAGUCAAUACGAUAGAGAGAGCUCUUAACAGGAAGCAGCCCUAUUCUCUUCAUUCGUGAUUUUGUGCUUAAGACCAAUUUUACUUUGUUUUCAUAGAGUUACACUUCACGUUUCGAUUUGUGUAUUUGUUUAUCCGAGUUGGGUGUUAAAAAAAGUCGAGCAACAAAUAAAUAAUCUGAUAAGGAAACAUAGAAGCCAUCUGUUCAUUGAUCUUA
This is a messenger RNA of Raphanus sativus (radish), 2040 nucleotides long. Its product is annotated as sorting nexin 2B. Bases 153 to 1853 code for a protein of 566 amino acids. Lineage: Eukaryota; Viridiplantae; Streptophyta; Magnoliopsida; Brassicales; Brassicaceae. Gene Ontology annotation, molecular function: phosphatidylinositol binding. The record is from RefSeq and is a predicted model, not a curated record. The transcript has 5 exons.